Messenger RNA from Myotis davidii, 492 nucleotides. RefSeq names its product patr class I histocompatibility antigen, A-126 alpha chain-like. The transcript is spliced from 3 exons. The annotation marks the transcript as partial. Gene Ontology annotation, molecular function: signaling receptor binding; peptide antigen binding. Gene Ontology annotation, biological process: antigen processing and presentation of endogenous peptide antigen via MHC class Ib; positive regulation of T cell mediated cytotoxicity; immune response. The record is from RefSeq and is a predicted model, not a curated record. Gene Ontology annotation, cellular component: external side of plasma membrane. NCBI's taxonomy places the organism in Eukaryota, Metazoa, Chordata, Mammalia, Chiroptera, Vespertilionidae.
UCCCUGGAGGACCAGACCCAGGACCUGGAGCUGGUGGAGACCAGGCCUGCGGGGGACGGCACCUUCCAGAAGUGGGCAGCCGUGGGGGUGCCCACUGGAGAGGAGCAGAGAUACACGUGCCAUGUGCAGCACGAGGGGCUGCCCGCGCCCCUGACCCUGAGAUGGGAGCCGCCUUCUCACACCUUCUUCAUCAUCAUCAUGGGCAUCGCGGGGGUCCUGGUACUCCUGGGAGCUGUGGCUACAGCUGUGAUGUGGGGGAGGAGGAGGCACUCAGCGUGAGGCAGCUGCCUUGUGGGGACCGAGUGAUGGAGGAUGUAUUCAUGCUUCCACUUCCUGACUCAAGAACCUCUGAUUGGGUGGCUGGCCGAGCCCUGCUCCCCAUGCUUUCCUGUCAGCAGAGGUGGGGCUGGGCCCUCCCCAUCCCUGCCUUUACUGCCUGGGGCUGUGAGCUGCAACUUCCUGCUCCGUCUUGAAAUGAGACUGUGGAUUGAC